Molecule: messenger RNA, 122 nt
Organism: Rotaria socialis
Lineage: Eukaryota; Metazoa; Rotifera; Eurotatoria; Philodinida; Philodinidae
Source: the annotation of a GenBank genome assembly
AUGGCGUCAGCUGAUGCUAUUGAACGGCAAACAGUGUGCCGACGUGGGUUUAUCGGAUCAUUGUAUGAUAUUCGAACAGAUAAACUGGAAGGUACAAACUUGUUCAAAAAAAAAUUACCGGA